UGCUGUCGGAAGUUGUACGGUGAUUCAUGUCUGUCACGGUGACAAUAGCAAAGCCCCUCCCACGGGGAAGAAGAACCCGAUGAAACCCUAAUUCCUCCCUGGUUUCUCCCGAUUUAACACGGGCACAUUCGCUUUCUCCCUCUCAAGAACUCAAGGCAGUGAAGUCAUCGCUCUGCGUCCACAGUUUAAUCAGAGACACUACUACUUUCUCUGCUCCAUUUAGAGAGAGAAACGAGGAGAGGGAGGCCAACUAAGCCAAUGUCUUCCACAGCAAGGGGGUUUGUGAAGGGCUGCAGGGCUUUGAUGGCCCCAGCCAAGGCCGCUGCCUCCAAAUCGUCUUCCUCUAGCGCCGCAAAGCCCAAGCCUCGUUCAUCCUCGUCACCGAAAUCGCCUUCUACUGCUCGUAAAUUGAGCGCGCCGGGCGGCAUCCUCAAGGUCUCGCCUGUCUCGCCGGCGCUCCACCAGUUCCUCGGCGCGCCGGAGGCGUCUCGCACCGACGCUCUCAAGAAGAUCUGGGCCUACAUCAAGCUCCACAACCUCCAGAAUCCUGCAAAUAAGAGGGAAAUUAACUGUGACGACAAGCUGAAGGCAAUAUUUGAAGGGAAAGACAAAGUUGGUAUGCUCGAGAUUGGAAAGUUUCUGUCACGUCAUUUCGUGAAGACUUCCUAAUUGCCGGUCAACCUCUAGAACUUCAGCAUCUUGUAAAAAGUAGGUAGAAAACAGGGAGGUUCAUCUUGUUGGUGUUUGGUGGUCUUUAUGCAAGAUGUUUUGAAGUUGUACUGCUAACGAUUUGGGUUGGAAACUGUUAGGCAUGUAGGAAAGAAGUUGGGGAACUGUGGUUUAUAUAUCCUCAUUGAAGCAGUUGAUGUCCACUUUUUUGCUGUUGCGUUUCAA
Diospyros lotus (date-plum) is the source of this 894-nucleotide messenger RNA. RefSeq names its product protein TRI1. The record is from RefSeq and is a predicted model, not a curated record. Lineage: Eukaryota; Viridiplantae; Streptophyta; Magnoliopsida; Ericales; Ebenaceae. Gene Ontology annotation, cellular component: nucleus. The transcript has 2 exons. Bases 259 to 669 code for a protein of 136 amino acids.